Brassica oleracea var. oleracea is the source of this 405-nucleotide messenger RNA. RefSeq lists its product as uncharacterized. The transcript has 2 exons. NCBI's taxonomy places the organism in Eukaryota, Viridiplantae, Streptophyta, Magnoliopsida, Brassicales, Brassicaceae. Bases 73 to 405 code for a protein of 110 amino acids. The record is from RefSeq and is a predicted model, not a curated record.
CUUCUAUUGCUCAUCCCCAUUGCCUCCUAUCUCCCACUUGAAUUCACACGCUUCUUAUUAGAGAGAGAAAGAAUGGUCUUGGGAAAGCGUCGCGGCUCUUUGAUCAAGAGAACAGCAAUCAUGAGAACGAUCACAGACGAUACAGCCACGACCUAUCAUAUUGCAUCUCAGCCGUCUGAUCAUCUAACCAUUCAUAAUCCGACGGUGAUGAUAUCUACUAAGAACGAUAAUGACUUCUUGAGGACUUGUAGCCUCUGCAAUCAAAAUCUCUGCCAUCGUCGUGACAUUUAUAUGUAUAGGGGGGACAACGCAUUUUGUAGCUUAGAGUGCAGGGGGAAGCAAAUUAAGCUGGAUGAGAGAAAAGUGAAUAACGGCGUAGCAUCCAACAAACCCAUUCGUAUUUGA